Molecule: messenger RNA, 736 nt
Organism: Momordica charantia (bitter melon)
Lineage: Eukaryota; Viridiplantae; Streptophyta; Magnoliopsida; Cucurbitales; Cucurbitaceae
Molecular function (GO): fatty acyl-CoA hydrolase activity
Source: RefSeq, a predicted model, not a curated record
UUUCUUUAUAAUAAACAUUGGAAGAUUGAGAGAACCUAAUUACAGAGAUAAUGGAGAAGACGAAGAGGUACCUGGAGAAGCACGACGAUGGCGAUGAUCGGAACCUUGCGUCCGCCAUUGAUGACCUUCCCCUCCGAUUCUACGAACAGUUCGUCAUGACUGGUCUCCGCGUUGAUCUCAUCGAGCCUGGUCGCGUCGUUUGCUCUCUCAAAGUACCCGCUCGAUUGCUCAACGAGAAUAAUUCCUUGCACGGGGGAGCCACGGCGGCGCUUGUGGAUUGUAUUGGUUCCGCAGCGAUAAAGACUUUCGGCGUUUCCACCACCGGAGUCUCCGUCGAAAUUAAUGUUUCGUACAUGGAUGCCGCUUAUCUCGAUGAGCAGAUCGAGAUCGAGAGCAAGGUUUUGCGAAUGGGAAAGACCAUUGCAGUGGUCAAUGUUGAAUUGAGGAAGAAAAGCAAUGGUAAAAUUGUUGCUCAGGGUCGCCACACCAAGUACCUUGCCAUCUCCAGCAAGUUGUAGUAGUUACGAACAACUUCUUUCGACCUCUCGCUCGGAUGUUAGAUUCUUGCCUCCGACAGAUGUCCCAUGCCACGUUUCGUGAAUCAUGUCUGAAAAUGAAUGAAUUGUGAUAUAGCACUGAAUAAACGUAGCUCUACUCCUGACUAUUUUUCGAUAUAUUACAUUUUGUAGCUUCAACUAAGAAAUAUAAUGACAAUUAUCUUUUACACUCUGUUGCA